Notechis scutatus (mainland tiger snake) is the source of this 659-nucleotide messenger RNA. It is a transcript of the gene MRPL53, whose product is annotated as mitochondrial ribosomal protein L53. The record is from RefSeq and is a predicted model, not a curated record. Gene Ontology annotation, cellular component: mitochondrial large ribosomal subunit. NCBI's taxonomy places the organism in Eukaryota, Metazoa, Chordata, Lepidosauria, Squamata, Elapidae.
UUCUGGGAAUUAUAGUUUUCCGGUUACUAAGGAGCAGCCCGUGGGACAAAAUGUCGUACGUGUUCCCGAAGAAGGCUGGUGUGUCGCUCAAGCAGGUGAAGACUGUCCUGGUCACCUUUUGUCCUUUCGAAUUCAACGUGCAAAGCACCAGAAAUUUUCUUCAAUGUCUAUUUGAAAAGAAGGCAUACAAAUCAAACUUGAACUGUGAUGUGAAAACAGAGGUAAAACAUGAUGGAACUGAACCAGUUAUAGAUAUCACAUUUGUGGAUGGUGAAAGAUUGAUUAUGAAAGGAGCCAAUUUAACAACUAAAGAGAUGUUAGAUGCAUUCAACUCUAGAUGUCAAAAGAAAGAAUUUGCAUUGGCAGAAUAGCCACCACCAUAGACUACUUGAAACUGGCAAUAGAAGAGUUUACAUCAAUAAUAUAAAUGCAUAAAAAUCUGCAUGAAGCUACUUUAGAAAAAUGGCAAGGACUUUCCUAAUAACUGAAAGAAUCUGAAGUGGAUAUAUAGAGGAGAAAAGUGGAUUCUGGUUUCAAAAAUGCUUUCUGGACUUUUGAUUAAAGAUUAAACUCUUAAUACCUUAUCAGUGUUGGAUUAACAUCAUUUUUCUUAGUAGGUCAAAUCAUCAAGUAAGUGAUGAUCCUUUUAAUCACUUGAU